Molecule: messenger RNA, 3153 nt
Organism: Panicum hallii
Lineage: Eukaryota; Viridiplantae; Streptophyta; Magnoliopsida; Poales; Poaceae
Product: putative pentatricopeptide repeat-containing protein At1g16830
Exons: 7
Coding region: 189-2087 (632 amino acids)
Molecular function (GO): protein binding
Source: RefSeq, a predicted model, not a curated record
CAAUUCUGCUCUGCUGCAGCUCCAGCUCUAUUGAACUUGACCUCCGCCGCCGCCGCCGCUGUGCGGCAGCCAACCGGCGGCGUUUGAGCACCGCGCCGUUGCUUCAGUGGACUGCUGCUUCUCGCUCCGCGUGUCGUCUGCGCUUGCAAUGCCAGCGACGGCGCCUCCGUCCCCGCCCACCCGCUUACAUGCUCCACGCCGCGCGCAGGCGGACGCCGCCGCUCCCUGCCGCGCUCGCCGCCGCCUUCUUCGCCUCCAAGACCCACCCUCCGCCGCCUCCGCCGCUUCCAACGCCGCGGAUCGUCGAUGCCACCGUCUCCCGCUGCCCCUCAGACGCCCUCGCGCUCUCCUUCUUCCUCUGGUGCGCCCGCCGCCCCGGCUACUUCCACCCGCCCUCCUCCUUCGACCGCCUCCUCCCCGCCGCCGCCCGCCUCGCCUCCCGGCUCGGCACCGCUUCUGCCCUGCUCCGCGAGCUCCAGGGCCUCGGCUGCCUCAUCAAGCCCCAGACGUUCCUCCUCCUGCUCAGGCUCUACUGGCGCGGGGGACUCUACCCGCUCGUGCUCGAGCUGUUCGAGCAAAUGCCGCUCUGGAGAUUCCAACCCAACACCUUGGCGCGCAACGUCAUCCUCGACGUCCUGCUCCGGACAGGCCAUUUAGCCGAGGCGGAGUGCUGUUUCCGGGACAACCUUUCGCCCAAUUACCUCACCUUUGCCAUCGUGCUCACUCAUCUCUGCAGAGCCGGAGACUGGUCAAGGGCGCGGUGUUAUUUCGCAGAGAUGCUGCGGCAGGGGUUUCUCCCAGGCUCUGCUUCUCUCGCAGCAAUUUUUGCUUGCUGCUCUAAGGUUGGAACCAUGUCUGAGCUUUGGCAGCUACUGUCUUUCGUGCAUGUCUCCGGUUGCCAGCUCACCUCGGCCAUUUGGACAUGCUUGAUUGCUCGUUUGUGUCGCGAGGGCAGACUAGAUGAUGCUUAUAUGAUGCUGGCAAAGAUGGUUGGUUCUGGUUCUACUCCCACGGUGAUCACUUACACGCCCCUCCUCAAAGGUUUCUUGCAUGCUGGGAUGCACGAUCUGGCCAGCGAGCUUCUCGGAUCCAUGGUGUCUGCUGGCUGCAGCCCAGACAUUGUUCUCUACAACGUUCUGAUGGACUGCAUGGCCAAGGCAAGGAGAUAUGAUGACGCCCUGGGCAUUUACAUGCAAAUCCAUGGUAGCCAGAUAAAGCCAGAUGCUUACACUUUAUCUACUUUAGUUCGGGUCUUACAAUUUUCAUCUUAUGAAAGGCUUCUUCCCAGGAUUCCUAGCUUGAUUCUGCGCUCAGGUACCUCUUAUGAUCUUGUGGCCUUCAAUUCAGUGCUGAGUGCUUUAUGCAAGUCAGGUUUUCCAACAGAAGCCAUCCAGUUCUACUUUGAUAUGAUCGAACAGAACAUCAGUCCAGACAGCUACACUUACGUCGGUUUAUUGCAUAGCCUUUGCCAAUUGGAAAUGGUAAACCAUGCAAUCAAUUUCUACCGCAGUACUGCUAUGAGGGAUCCUGAAUCAAAUUCAUAUGUUCAUGCUACCAUCCUCUGUAUCCUUGUUAGACAAGGCCGGAACCUUAUGGCGUUAAGAAUUUUGAGGGAGGCUGUACGUGAAAAUUGUGCUCUUGAUGCUGUGUGCUACACUAUUGUUUUACAUGGUCUUUUCCAAGCUCGUCUGGUGGAAGAGGCUCACAGGCUGUUUGACCAGAUGAAACAAUUAGGAAUGGCAUCCAACACUUGUACAUACAACGUAAUGCUUCGUGGACUUUGUAGGACCAGGGAUAUUCAUGCUGUCAAACAGUUGCUAACAGAAAUGGAACGUGCUGAUGUUGAGAUGGACAGCAUAUCAUUCAACACAAUAGUCGUGUUCUUAGUAAAGUCACGGCUUAUUGACUCAGCUGCUGCAAUGAUCAGAGAGAUGCUUAAUCUAGGCAUGAAACCUAGUACCAAAGCUUCCUCAUUACUUUCUCAGUCCAUUGGCUAUAAAUUCGUCCUGGAGGAUAAUGCCACAGCCACUGUUGAAAGUGAUGGUUCUGAUUCAUCCAGUGAUCUCCUUGUAUGCUCAGCUUCGUAGGCAAAAUUAUUUCAGCUGAACAAGCAUACUGUUACAUAGGUGCAUAAUUACUUGCUACACAGUAUAUAAGGAUGAGUGUUCAAUGACUUUCUGCCUUCCACAGUAGUAUCUGCCAGAAUCCUCAAUUGUGGUAUUCUUUUUGGAGGAAAAUCUACUAGGGUGAAGUGCUUGUGGCAAUCUAUACAACUUUCUGGUGCAUGUUGGUUGGUUUUAGCAGAUAUGAUUCUGUUAGUCGCCCUUUAUACUGCAGGGAAACAGAGCUAUCUGCACAGUUCUAUUUGGUGCAGGAAAUAUUGGAUCUCUUUGAGGACUUGCAGUUUAAGUUAGGGGGAUUAUACUAAAAAGAUUUUGCAAUACGUACAGUACAGUCCUACAGAAGAGAAGUACAGUGUGUUUGCUGCAUAUUUGGUUUGUCUUUUCAGUGGGAAAAAAGAUGAUGGAGCGAACCUAAUGAUGCGUGCAUUGAUGGGGUAUGGAGGGUGUUAGAGCACGGCUAGUCGACAAGGACCUGGCUCCGAAGUGGGAUCCUCUUGCCCUGGAGUAUGUUUCAAAGGACAUAGUCAACGCUUACUUUGCACCCCUUGGCGAGUUUGAUUCCGAGUUGAAACUACCAACUGAAUCACGAGAGGCAUUCAUAUGACUGCUGAUCAUUCCAAGGAUCAGCAAUUCAUUAAACUGUUCGAUAUUUUGGUGACUUGCAGAUGAGUGGUUCUGUUUUACUGUAUGUCGCUAUUCUGCCUUUUGCCAUUUUUUGAUGUUUGGCUCGAGGCCCCAUCAUGCACAGAAACGUGAUUCAACUGUAGUUUCAAAGGUCAAGGAGCUUAUUGAUCUAACAUGAGUGGCCAUUGGGGUGUUGAGCGGAUUCAGCAUGUUUUGUUAAGAAGAUGCCGUUUCUAAUCUUUCGGAUUCCAGUUUGGGAGAACGAGGAUGAUUCCAUAGCAUGGCCUCCUCAUUCAAAUGUAAGGUUUUCGGAGCAGUCAGGCUACAAGUUGUAUAUUAUUGAAAUGGAACAAGAGCUAGGUCAUUAUCUGCGAGAAUGCUGUUAUAAUAUUUUCGAAUCACAUUA